This is a messenger RNA of Enterobius vermicularis (human pinworm), 479 nucleotides long. The record is from the annotation of a GenBank genome assembly. NCBI's taxonomy places the organism in Eukaryota, Metazoa, Nematoda, Chromadorea, Rhabditida, Oxyuridae.
AUGAAACUUACACUUAAAAAUAUUAGGUUUUUUUUUUUUCCAGAAUCAGGACAUACAGGAGUUAAUCAACUUGGCGGAGUAUUUGUCAAUGGACGUCCGUUACCAGAUUCUACAAGACAACGAAUCGUCGAUUUGGCGCAUCAAGGUGCUCGUCCCUGUGACAUAUCACGCUUGCUUCAAGUUUCCAACGGUUGUGUAUCAAAAAUUUUAUGUCGUUAUUAUGAAUCGGGUACAAUACGACCUCGUGCAAUCGGUGGUUCAAAACCUCGAGUGGCAACACAUACCGUUUGUGAUAAGAUUGAAAGUUACAAACGUGAACAGCCUUCAAUAUUUGCCUGGGAAAUACGCGAUAGAUUAUUGAAGGAAAAAGUUUGUACUGCCGAUACUAUACCGAGUGUAAGCCAGAUUUCUAUUUUCCAUUCUUAUGAGCAAAAAAUAGAUAUUGAAUAUACUGAUCGUUUACCCAGGUAUAUAUAAAU